AUGAAGCAGCUGAACGGGGGGAGGGACGGUGGGUGGCGCCGGGGGGGGCGGGGGGCGGGCGGGGGGAAGGGCGGAGGGAAGGGCGGGAGGAGAGGAGCAGGAGGAGGGAGGGGGGCGGCAGGGGAGGUGAGAUUCGAAGAUGUAGCAGGGGUGGACGAAGCAAAACGAGAGCUUAUGGAGUUAGUUCAGGGGAUCAAAGGCGCCGGUGCGUUUGCUGCUAUGGGCGCGCAUAUCCCCAAGGGUGUUCUCCUCAUUGGUCCCCCCGGCACGGGAAAAACGCUGCUCGCUCGCGUGGUGGCGGCAGAGGCAGAUGUGCCGUUCUUCGCUGCGUCUGCGAGUGAGUUUGUCGAGAUGUUCGUUGGGAGAGGCGCUGCCCGCGUGCGGGAGCUGUUUCGAGAGGCGAGGAAAGCGGCUCCAGCGAUUGUGUUUAUCGAUGAGAUUGACGCAGUGGGGGCGCGGCGCGGCGCGAGCAGCAACGACGAGCGGGAUCAGACCCUCAACCAGCUGUUGACAGAACUGGAUGGGUUUGACUCGCCUGAUGAUGGGGUGCUGCUGCUGGCUGCUACGAACCGGCUGGAUACUCUUGACCCGGCGUUGACCCGAUCUGGGAGGAUUUCGCGACGGGUGAUGGUGCCUCUGCCUGAUGUGGAUGGAAGGAGGGAUAUUCUGAGGGUGCACAUGCGGAGGAUGGGAGAGCGGAUGAAGGGGAGGAGGAGCGGUUCAGGGGAGGGGCGAGUGGGAGGAGGUGUGGUAGGGGGAAGAGGGGGAGUUGGAGGAAGAGUGGGAAGUGUGUGGGAUGUGCUGGGGGCGGAGGAGGAAGAGGAGGGGAUGAGGACAGUGGUGGCGAGGUAUUCAGAGGGGUUCUCAGGGGCGGACCUGGAGAACGUAGUGAAUGAAGCGGCAUGGCUCGCUGCACGGAGUGGCGAGGCACGGGUGAGUCUGGACCAUCUGCUCGAUGCAGUGGAGCGCACUCGCAACGGCAUCGGCAUCACCAGCACCACCACUGGCCUUCGCAUGAAACCCCGUACCCGUGGCGGCAGUAGCAGCAGCAGCAGCCCCCUGCUUGGGUUUCUAUCUCGUGCCCUUGGACCGUUGGCGCAGCAGCAGCAGGAGAAGGAUGUGCCUGCGCGUGCCAUCUCACCCGGGAUCUGA
Molecule: messenger RNA, 1152 nt
Organism: Closterium sp. Yama58-4
Lineage: Eukaryota; Viridiplantae; Streptophyta; Zygnematophyceae; Desmidiales; Closteriaceae
Source: the annotation of a GenBank genome assembly